AAAUACUAAACACACCAUGAGGAUUCAAAGCAUAUACAGUUUAGCCACUGCACUAGUUGGCAUCUCUCAUAUCACAGCACAAGUUGUCAACCGCGACGUCAUAACAUGUGCCAUCAAAGAUGCCUCAGUAGGUAUCGUAUGCCCCCGCGAUAGUUCUCUAUUGCCGGAUGAGACAUGUUGCCGUUACCAUGACAACUGCGGACCUCUACCUAAAUGCACCACAAACAACUGCUGUGGUACACGAGCAAAUAAAGCACUUAUAAAUAGAGCACUUAUACUAGACUCUGGAUACUCAUACGAUGGGGGAAAUCCCAAAGUGAUCACAUGUGAGAUCAAACAGAACUCGGGUAGCUGGAAGUGCGGUGGGAACGAACCCAUCUACGCCGAUAAGGUGUGCUGUCGGUGGAGUAAUGACUGCGGGACCCUUCCCAAGUGCAGGCGACCGUUCUGUUGCAAAGACUAUGUGUUCAGUCCCGAAUUGGAACCAUCCCCAUCAGCGGUGCCAGAGCCAGAUGUUGACUACGAACCAGUAAAUCAUAAUAUCAACUGUGGUAUGAAGUUCCUGGAAGACGACAUGGCGUGUGGACCCCGGCAGAUUUUAGAUGAAGAGAAGGAGUGUUGCCGCUUUAAAGGGCAAUGUGACGAUGGCGUACCCAUGUGCACUAAACAAGAGUGUUGUGAGCGUGAUGCGGACGUUAAUCCCAGUGCAUCUCCCAGUCGCAGCCCUGAGCCCACCUUCUACGAGACUACGUGCGGUGAUAGAGACGGCAUAAAGUGUGACUCUGGAGAUGUUCUCCUUCGCAAUAAGGAGUGUUGCGAGUUCGAAGACUUCUGUGAUAGCAAGGCUGGAUCCUUCCCACACUGUUCGAUCACAAUGUGCUGUGAAGCUCUAGUGCCAAAACCCAAUCUAUCACCAUCACCUCAGCCUGCUGCUGGAGGAUUCUUUAAGGUCUGUGAGUGUAAGAAUGGCGCGGCAUUGAAAGGCGAAUGUUAUAGCUCGCUAUCUAAAGCAACGGAUGUGGCGCGAGACGGAGACACUAUCUAUAUCACUGGAGAGGUGACUGUGAGCAGUCCUGUACAGUUCAGCAACAAUCUGGACUUCAUAGGAGUCAAUUGCGGCAACAAGCAACCAGUUCUGGUUGCCGGUUUCAACUCAAAGACAAACGCUAUACUCGAACCAACCCACAAGUCUAAACAGAAGGUCACAAUAGAGAAUGUAGCAUUCACGGGGAUGCCCAACAAGAAGAGUGCGGCGUUCCAUGCUCUUGGCUCAGAGUUUUCAUCUGGCAACCAAAGUAUUGACCUGACUCUACUGAAUGUGCAGAUAUAUGAUAUGCUGAGUGAAAGGCCUGGCGUUGGGGUGUUCAUCGGCAAAAGCAGCAACCUCUUCAUCGACGAAAGCUGUGUGUUCAAAAACUUGCGCAUGAUCUCAAACAUCAAGGGUAGGUAUGCCGGGGGGGCGGCCCUGGCCGUGAUCUUCGUCCCAGAAGGCAGUGAGAUGGUUGUGAAUGGAUUAUUCUUAGAGAACGAGGCUCGAUACCCCAAGUCCAGCCGGCACGCCGGGGGUGGUGCAGUAUAUCUCGACUGGGUGGCUGGGAACGUAGAGUUCAGGGCCGCGUUCACGGAGAAUGUAGCGAACCAAGGGGGGGCCAUACACAUACAAGACGUGGUUGGCAAGGUUAUAAUGAGUGGACGGUUCAAGUCCAACAAGGCAAUUGACGAUGGGUAUGGUGCCAGAUCGGGUGCUUUCCGAGUGCUCAAGCAACACGUCGGCUCUGAGAUUGAACUCAGUGGUCACUUUGAAGGCAACCGUGCACAGGGAAGAAGCGGCGUGAUGGCGUCGAAUGUUAUGCCCAAGGGGUGUUCUCUUACGUUUUCGGGUACGUUUUUGAAUAACGUAGCAUCGCACAGGGGAGGCGUCUGGAGUGCUUGGACUAGUACGGUUGUUGCCGGGAAGAUUGUCUUUGAUAGUAAGGCGAAGUUUGAGGGCAACCAGUCUGGGCAGGAUGAUGAUGAGAGUAGCAUAUAUGAUAUUGCAGGAGAAGGUGCCCGUACACUGUCUGAGGCUGAGUGGAAGGGGAGGACGGUAACUAUAAAUUAGGCG
Molecule: messenger RNA, 2104 nt
Organism: Sphaeroforma arctica JP610
Lineage: Eukaryota; Ichthyosporea; Ichthyophonida
Exons: 1
Coding region: 17-2101 (694 amino acids)
Source: RefSeq, a predicted model, not a curated record